UACCCGGAUUAUCGCACGCGCUGCGGCUCGCGCGCGCGCACACACACACGCACAUACACACACACUAAGCUCCGCUUCGGUCUUGCAGCGAGCACACAUCAACACACACAAACACACACAUAUAUACAUAGAACAUAUAUACAUAUAAACAUUUAUAAAUAUAAACAUUCACACUUAUUGAAAUAUUCACGCGCACACACACACACACGCGCUAAAAACGGAAACAUGUCAUCAAAGCAAGAGGAGAAAAAGGAGUCUGGAGGAUGGAAAGAAUUCUUCUGGAACCCCCGCACACACGAGCUGCUGGGCCGAACCGCAAGUAGCUGGGGUUUGAUUAUACUCUUCUAUGUGAUCUUCUACACAUUUCUUGCUGGAAUGUUCUGCCUCACCAUGUACGUUAUGCUGCUCACACUCGAUGAUUACACUCCAACCUGGCAGGACCGACUCUCAACACCAGGGUUGAUGAUCAGGCCUAAAGGUGAAGAUUUGGAGAUCGUAUAUAAUAUAAAAAACACUGAGAGCUGGGACCAAUAUGUCCAGGCACUCAAUGCCUUCCUCACCCCUUAUAAUAAUUCUCAGCAGGUGCUGAAUAAUGAUGCCUGUGCUCCAAAUCAGUAUUACUUCCAGGAGGACAGCGGUAAUGUGCGUAAUAACCCCAAAAGGGCGUGUCAGUUUAACCGCACCAUGCUUGAGGAGUGUUCGGGACUUGCCGACCCAACCUAUGGCUACGGCAGUGGAGAACCCUGCGUGCUCAUCAAAUUAAACCGGGUAAUUGGAAUGUUGCCAGGGAAAGAUGGACAGUCUCCAUAUAUCACCUGUGGAGCAAAGAAGGAGGGCAGUGUUCCUCUUGUUGAUGUCAGUUAUUUUCCUCCUAAUGGGACAUUUGAUUUGAUGUAUUAUCCUUACUAUGGACAACGUGCCCAGGUGAACUACACGCAGCCUCUGGUGGCAGUGAAGUUUGUGAAUGUAACUCUGAACACUGAUGUGAACAUUGAGUGUAAAAUCAACUCCAACACGAUCACAGAGUUCAGCGAGCGUGACAAGUUUGCUGGGCGAGUGUCUUUUAAACUGCGCAUCAACUCUGACUAGACACACAUAACACCCCCCCCCUCCCCAUCAUCACCACCACCACCACCACCACACACACAUACGCACACACAGUUAUCAGUUAGUCAGUGGGGUUAUCUGAUUACAUGAUGUUUACUUCCUGUUUGAAGAUGCGAUGGAUUUGCAGUCUGACUUUGUCAGUAACAGGAAGUACAUUUGUGUGUGUGUGUGUGUGGGGGUGUGUGUGUGUGUGUGUGUGUUUGUGUGUUUGCAUGUCUUUGGGUUUGUGUGCUUCAUUAACUCUGUAUGUUGUUUACAUCAUUCCUUAAUGAAAGAAUAAAUACAGAUGAUCAGAUUAGAAUGAGGUUUUUAGGCUGGGUGUAAAGAAUAAAGCUGGGGUGUAUCUGGGUGGGUGGGGCUACCUCUGUUAAGUGGGUGUGGCCUAAGUGCUGUGUAUGUAAACCACAUGUAUUUAUAUUAUACACAUAUUAAGAUGCUGAUGCUGCAUAUAUCACUAUAUGAUAGAUAGUUUAAGCCUGAAUAUCAGCAGUGAUGCUACAGAGAAGUGUGUGUGUGUGUGUGUGUGUGUGUGUGUGAAAUUAAUGUUAUUGAUCUUAGUUUCUGCCCCAGCUGGUGUUUUUCUGUUAGGGUUCUCUCUGUCUGCUGUGCAAAUUCAUAUAUUUAUUUACCUAAUUAUUUUUAUUUGUUUGAUUUUAGUGUUGAAGCAGUGUUUAUUGUUAGUAUGUAAUAUUAGGGACCCCCCCCACCCACCUACACACACACACACA
Hemibagrus wyckioides is the source of this 1835-nucleotide messenger RNA. RefSeq names its product ATPase Na+/K+ transporting subunit beta 2a (gene atp1b2a). The record is from RefSeq and is a predicted model, not a curated record. The coding region runs from base 226 to 1089 and encodes 287 amino acids. The transcript has 7 exons. Lineage: Eukaryota; Metazoa; Chordata; Actinopteri; Siluriformes; Bagridae. Gene Ontology annotation, cellular component: sodium:potassium-exchanging ATPase complex. Gene Ontology annotation, biological process: intracellular sodium ion homeostasis; intracellular potassium ion homeostasis; potassium ion import across plasma membrane. Gene Ontology annotation, molecular function: ATPase activator activity.